UUUGAAAUAAAAGGGGAGGCGAACAGAGAGGAGAGAGAGAGAAGAGAGAGAGAAGAGAGAGAACAGUGUAGUAGCAGAGGGUUUGAGGGAGAAGGCAGCCAGGCAUUAUCCCUUGGGAUCUGCAAAUUCUCUCAUAAAAAUUUUAUAUUUCUCGUGGCAAGAGUGAGAAACAGUGGGGCUUGAAGAUGUAUACAGAGGGCCGCAAUGGCCUUAAAUGGGCCAGUGAGGGCUCGGUGCACGAUCCAAUCCUCAACAUGCGAAAUGGUGUUAGGAACUUUGGGCUCCCUCCCUCCAAGCUCAGGAGUGCAUAUAUGUCUGCUCCCCAAGUAAUGCCUGGGGAUGAAAGUGGCUUUGGUACUGAGUCGCAAUAUUCAACUGAUUCUGAGGAAUACAUUUAUGGGGGAAGAUACUCCCUCGAUUCAUCUCCACAAGAGGAGAUUAGGGUUUUUAAUCGUAAGCCUUCUAAUGGAAGUGCUCAAAGAUACAAUACUCCAGUUUCUAUGCAACAACAGUAUUCAAGUGAUCGCCUUUAUUCAGAUUAUAGUUCAUCAAGGGAAACUUUGAUGCCUAACUCAAGUGGCACUGUGCAAAAUGGACCGGUCUUUGUCUCAGAGAAACCGGGAUUGAGGGGAGUACGAUAUCCCAAUGGCGAGUGCGCUGACUAUGUAGAGGAUGAGUCAUCAGAUUCGGCAGGGAGCUCUGAGGUUACGCAAAGGGAGAGCAAACAUUUUCCCCAUGGAAGAAGAGAUGAAGGCUUCAUUUCUGAAGAGAUUGAAGCAAGAACUUUACGGCAAAACAAACUAUCAGAAGACAUUCCAAGUGCUCCCCCAUUUAAUGGCUCUGGAAAGGAAAAUAACCAUGCCGUUCAUCAAAAGCCACUGAAUACUGCCUCCACGGCACCAAAUGCUGCAGAUGCAGCCAGGUCUGCUAGGGCAGACCCCACAUUGGACAAAGACCUAGGUCAUGGGGUCAGUGCACAUGAUAAUAAGGCAACUGAGCUGCCCAAUCAAUGCACCAGGCCUGCCAGUGUUGUUUCUGGGGAAGCAGUGGGUUCAUCCAUUGGCCCUUUACCAGUACGUGCACCCACCUUUCAUGUCAGUGGACAGGGGCCAUGGCAAGCCGUUAUUGCGUAUGAUGCAUGUGUCCGGCUUUGCCUUCAUUCAUGGGCUAGGGGUUGCAUGGAAGCCCCUGUAUUUUUGGAGAAUGAAUGUGCUCUACUUCGAAAUGCAUUUGGUUUGCAACAGAUAUUGCUACAACCAGAAGAAGAAUUACUGGCAACACGUGCUAAGGAUAUUUUGCCAGAGGGAGCUGCACCAAAGCCCAAAAAAACCAUUGGCAGAAUGAAGGUGCAAGUGCGUAAAGUGAAGAUGAUGCUGGACAUGCCAUCUGGAUGCAGUUUCUCAUCUUUGGGACCAUCAAAAAUAAAAUUGGAUUCACUUAAGAGUCGAAUGUCCAAUUUUCAAUCAACUGUUUCUGCUGGAUGGGAUGCUGUCAAGAGAGUUCGGGUUAUACCUCGUACACCCGCCCAUGCUACUUUCUCAAGGCAUAGCUUGGCUUAUGUUCAAGCUAGCACUCAAUAUAUUAAGCAGGUGUCUAGUCUUCUAAAAACUGGGGUUACUACAUUGCGCAACAGUUCUUCUUAUGAAGUUGUGCAAGAGACUUACUAUUGUUUGUUGAGAAUGAAAAGUUCACCUGAGGGUGAAGCAUUUAGGAUGCAGCCAGGAUCUGGAGAGUCCCAUUUCUUCUUACCAGACAGUCUAGGGGAUGACCUAAUUGUUGAGGUUCUUGAUUCCAAAGGAAACAUUCAUGGUCGCGUGCUUGCCCAAGUGGCUACUAUUGCUGAGGAUCCAAAUGAAAAGCUUCGGUGGUGGUCCAUCUAUCAUGAGCCAGAACAUGAGCUUGUAGGGAGACUGCAACUCUACAUAAAUUACACUACCACCCCAGAUGACUUGAAUUCCUUGAAGUGUGGCCCUGUAGCAGAAACUGUGGCAUAUGACUUGGUUCUGGAAGUGGCACUGAAAGUUCAACAUUUUCAGCAAAGGAACUUAGUGUUGCAUGGGUCAUGGAGGUGGCUACUCAUGGAGUUUGCAUCAUAUUAUGGGGUUUCAGACGCAUAUGCCAAACUAAGAUACCUUUCUUAUAUUAUGGAUGUGGCAACACCCACAGAGGACUGCUUGGUCCUCGUGCAUGAUUUGCUAGUGCCUGUAGUGAAGAGUCGGCUGGAGAACACUCUAAGUCGUCAAGAGAAACGCAUCCUGGGAGAAGUGGAGGAGCAGGUUGAACAGAUUCUUGCGCUAGUGUUUGAGAAUUACAAGUCUUUAGAUGAGUCAUCUUCUUCAGGUCUGAUCAAUGUUAUGAGGCCUGCAACUGGAGUUCCUGCACCUGCUUUGGUGCCUGCUGUAAAGCUUUUCAGUCUUCUUCAUGAUAUACUCUCUCCAGAAGUACAAUUGAGUCUAUGCAGUUAUUUUCAGGCUGCUGCAAAGAAGAGAUCACGAAGGCACAUGUCAGAAACUGAUGAGUUUGUUGCGGCUAACAAUAACGAAAAUGAUGUUGUGGCUCUUUCUACCGCUUACUCAAAGAUGAAAACACUUUGUGUAAAUGUCAGGAAUGAAGUCUACACCGAUAUUGAGAUUCAUGAACAGCAUGUACUCCCUAGCUUUAUUGAUCUCCCAAAUAUCACAGCAUCUAUAUACAGCGUGGAGCUCUGCAGUAGAUUGCAAGCAUUUCUUGUUGCAUGCCCGCCUUCUGGCCCUUCACCACCAGUCGCGGACCUUGUCAUUGCUGCUGCAGAUUUUCAAAAGGAUCUUGCUUGCUGGAAUAUCAGUCCUAUGAAAGGAGGUGUUGAUGCUAAAGAAUUGUUCCACUUGUAUAUAAUCCUUUGGAUCAAAGAUAAGCGCAACAUAUUGCUUGAGUCAUGUAAACUAGAUAAGGUAAAGUGGUCAGGGGUCACAACACAACAUUGCACAACCCCAUUUGUUGACGAUAUGUAUGAUCGUCUGAAAGACACAUUGAAUGAGUAUGAGAUCAUCAUUUGCCGGUGGCCUGAAUACACAUUUGUUUUAGAAAAUGCUGUUGCUGAUGUUGAGAAGGCAGUGAUUGAGGCCUUAGAGAGGCAAUAUGCAGAUGUUUUGGCACCACUCAAGGAUAGCAUGACACCCAAAAAGUUUGGCUUGAAAUAUGUUCAGAAACUUGCCAAACGAAAUUCUCUAUGCCCUUAUAAUGUUCCUGAAGAAGUAGGUAUUUUCCUCAAUACCAUGAAACGGUUACUAGAUGUGCUGCGCCCCAAGAUUGAGACGCAGUUAAAGUCAUGGGUUGCCUGCAUACCGUCGGGUGGAAGUUCAGUUGCUGGUGAACGCCUAAGUGAAGUUACAGUGAUGCUAAGAGCUAAGUUCAGAAAUUACUUGCAAGCUAUCGUAGAAAAGCUUGCUGACAAUACACGACUUCAGGGUGUGACUAAACUGAAAAAGAUCAUCCAAGAUACGAAGGAUGCAGUUGGGGAGUCUGAGAUUAGAGAAAGAAUGCAGCCAUUGAAGGCUCUGCUCACAGACACUAUUUGUCAUCUUCACAAUGUUGUUGAGAGUCACGUUUUCAUUGCGUUAUGUCGGGGAUAUUGGGAUCGAAUGGGUCAGGACGUGCUCAACUUCUUGGAGAAUAGGAAAGAGAAUAGGUCAUGGUAUAAAGGUUCACGAGUUACAGUAGCGAUAUUGGAUGACACAUUUGCAUCUCAGAUGCAGAGACUGAAGGGGCAUGCUUUGCAAGAGAAGGACUUGGAGGCUCCGAGGUCAGUAAUGGAGGUGCGGUCUAUGCUCUGUAAGGAUGCACCAAACCACAAGGACUCCAACUAUUUCUACUACUAGAUGGAUGGGCCGGAUAUUGUAGAUAGAAAAGAGGUGAAUCAAAGGCAUAUUGGGCUUAUUUUUGAAGAUAAUGAAGGGAAAUAUAACGGCCUACAAGAAUCAUCAAAGGAUAAAGAUUUCGGAAUCUCUGGCAGGAGAGAUGCAUCUGAUCUCUUGAGCAAGAAAAUAUAAGAACCAUGUCAUAAUCAAGUCUUCAUCUCUCUCUCUCUCUCUCUCUCUCUCUCUCUCUAUGAUUGUGCUCAUAUAUAUGUACAGGUGAAAGGGACAUAAUUAAGUUGAAAUAGGACUGUAUUAGUGGGUUCUAUUCCAAGAAUGCUGAAGAGCCCCGAUCUGGUUUUGAAUGGUGUUAUUUGUUUAUUUUUCAUUUAGAAUGAAUCAAGAAAAGGGCCUGUUAUACAGGUUCGUUUACAAGCCUUACCUGCUGUGCAUUUCUGUCCUUUUAAUUAUGCGAAUGCAUUUGGCAGAGAUGGAUCCCCACAGCCCCGGUGAUGUGUGCACAUUCUUGUUCAAUUCAAUCGAUUUUCUUCAGUGAGCAUGCAUUUUGGCUCUCAUUUGUCUGGAUAUUUUGGCACACUUGUAUGGACAGUUGAUUAAGGUAUGUUAUUUGAGAA
Messenger RNA from Amborella trichopoda, 4468 nucleotides. RefSeq names its product pesticidal crystal cry8Ba protein. The record is from RefSeq and is a predicted model, not a curated record. NCBI's taxonomy places the organism in Eukaryota, Viridiplantae, Streptophyta, Magnoliopsida, Amborellales, Amborellaceae.